AUUAAAUGUUUACGUUGCUCGCCUUCCUCUUGUUCUAUUUCUUCUCGCCGGCGGCGGCCGAUCUCACCGCCGACGGCUCCGCCCUAAUAGCCUUUCGCAACGCUGUCGGUCGAAUGGUGCUCCCUUGGAACACCUCUUUGUCACCUUGCAAAUGGAAAGGGGUCGUCUGCUCCAGCAACGGCGUCACUUCCCUCCGCCUCCCCGGUCGCGGUCUCAUCGGCCAAAUACCCACCGGAAUCCUAGGAAAUCUCUCCAACCUCCGCAGCCUCUCACUUCGCCGCAACGCACUCUUCGGCCCCCUCCCGUCGGACCUGGCCAGAUGCACCCAUCUCCACUUCCUCUAUCUCAAUCAAAAUCGCUUCUCCGGACAAAUCCCGCCGUUCAUCUCCUCGAUUACUUCCCUCAUUCGCCUGAAUCUCGCCGAUAACAACUUUUCCGGCGAAAUCCCUUUGUCGCUCAACAAUCUGACGCACCUUAAUUUGCUUUAUUUGGAGAGUAACCAUUUCAGCGGCGAGAUGCCCAAUAUGGAUAUCCCCAAACUAGAGCACUUCAACGUAUCGUUCAAUCGGCUUAAAGGACCAGUACCGGAGAAGCUCCGAGGUAUGCCGGCUAGCGCUUUUCUGGGCAUGUCAAUGUGCGGAGGGCCGCUUCAGCCUUGCCUGGGCGAGGCACCACUGAAGCUGACCAAUUCCAACUCUCUCUCUGGCGGCGCAAUAGCUGGAAUAGCUCUUGGCGCAUUCGCCUUGUUCGUCCUGGUUCUUGCUGUCCUGUUUUUGUUCUUCCGACGCAAAGGUAAAGCUGAUGAAGCGAAUAUCACAGAGACCCCCGGCGCAAAGCUGCCGGAGUUGGCGAUUAAGAGUAAAGAGAUGGCCGCAGCCACCGCGCCUCCUCCGGGAAUCGCGGUUUCUAAGAAGCAAUUGGUGUUCCUCGGGAACGCGCCCAGGCUAUUUGAUCUCGAGGACCUAUUGAGGUCUUCAGCUGAGGUUUUGGGGAAGGGAACCUAUGGUAUUGCGUACAAGGCGGCCCUGGAGGAAUCUUUGGUGGUGGCUGUGAAGCGACUGAAGAAUGUAAAGAUGCCGGAGAAGGAAUUUGCAGAGAAGAUUAAGGCCAUAAGCGCAAUGGAGCAUCCUAAUCUUGUACCUCUCCGAGCAUAUUACUACAGCAGGGAGGAGAAGUUCUUGGUCUACGAUUAUAUGCCACUAGGAAGUCUAUCUUCCCUCCUCCACGGAAACAGAGGCUCCCCCUCCCCUCUAAAAUGGGAAACCAGAAUCAAAAUCGCUUUAGAAACAGCCCGAGGCAUUGAAUGCAUCCACUCAACAUCUCCUUCUGCAUCCCAUGGCAAUAUAAAAUCCUCCAACGUUCUCAUUACCAGCUCUUACAGAGCUCGAGUAUCCGAACAUGGCCUUUCUCAUCUUGCUCCCUCAUCUCAAAACUUGACACCAGAGGCAGAUGUUUACAGCUUUGGCGUUCUCCUACUUGAGCUUGUUACUGGUAAAGCUCCUGCUCACGGCGGAAGGUUUGUCAAUCUUCCACGGUGGGUAGAGGAGACUUUGAUUCGCGGAGAAGGGACGAGAGAGUUGUUUGAUGAGGAGCUGACGAGGUUCAGAAGCCCGGAGGAAGAAAUGUUGAUGCUUUUGCAGGUUGGACUCGACUGUACAUCGCAGAAUCCCGAUCAUCGGCCGGAGAUGUCGUCGGUGGUGGCGAAAAUUGAGGAGAUUCGGCAUUGGGCUGCUCGGAAGAAGGAUAAACUGAAGGAAAAGGAGGCUCCGUUCUUUUGAGUAUUGAUUGUGUAAAUUAGAAUUGCUUUAGGUGUUGGCUGAAUAGAACAGAUUAACAAUUUGGAUUGUCGAUGUUUGAAUGAUUCAUUUAUUCAUUCAUUGAUAUAUUUUUUUGUAAAAAAAAAAAAAAAAAAAAUUUUGCUCCUCUGUUAAGUUUUUUUUGUUGAGCACUGAAAGUUUCAGAACUCGGUAUUGGUUUUGAUACUUAAUAAAAGUUUUAAUUUUGAUUAUUUUUGUCAGUUUUGAAUACCAUUUUAGCAUUUUACGAUAUUCCACCAAAAACGUAAGAUUUGAACAGAUAAUUGAAUGUGUUAAACUCCUCUUUCAAACUCAUUUAUUAUAUGAAAUUAUGUUCACAUAAUAUAACUAAAAUUACAUAUUAAAAUUUAAGCUACUCUAAAAUAAAUUUAACUAGCUCUUAAUUAUUCUUAGAGGUGUCAAUAAAUGGAAUUU
Messenger RNA from Dendrobium catenatum, 2231 nucleotides. RefSeq names its product probable inactive receptor kinase At1g48480. NCBI's taxonomy places the organism in Eukaryota, Viridiplantae, Streptophyta, Magnoliopsida, Asparagales, Orchidaceae. Gene Ontology annotation, biological process: protein phosphorylation. Gene Ontology annotation, molecular function: ATP binding; protein binding; protein kinase activity. The transcript has 2 exons. Bases 6 to 1778 code for a protein of 590 amino acids. The record is from RefSeq and is a predicted model, not a curated record.